Molecule: messenger RNA, 1648 nt
Organism: Alnus glutinosa
Lineage: Eukaryota; Viridiplantae; Streptophyta; Magnoliopsida; Fagales; Betulaceae
Exons: 6
Coding region: 167-1141 (324 amino acids)
Source: RefSeq, a predicted model, not a curated record
UUUAAAUUGAAGGCUUUCCUGCGCCUUCGAAAACCACUGGAACUUUCUGAAACUUUGAUCUUUUCCAUUAACAGAGACGGUGGCAGUGCCCAAGAGGUGCGAAAAUUAGUACUAUAAAGUUAUUUGCUAACGAAGUCGACACCUUUGGGAGUUACACAAAUCCGAUAUGGCUGUGGAAGCCGAGGCAGCAACUGCUCCAGAAUUGGCCCUUGCUGACACCGACAUCAAUUGGGCCAGGUUGGACAAGACAAGGUUUCAUAUUAUUGGGGCGUUCCUCUUUACAGCCCAGUCGGCCUUGUUACAUCCUACAGCAGUUGUAAAGACUAGAAUGCAAGUAGCUGGUUCUAGUCUCUCUCACAUGCGCGGUAUUUCAGUAUUUAAACAGAUAUUGAAGACUGAUGGUAUCCCUGGCAUCUAUAGAGGUUUUGGCACGUCUGCAAUCGGAUCAUUGCCUGGUAGGGUCUUGGCUUUGACAUCGCUUGAAGUAUCAAAAGAUAUGAUGUUAAAAUACACUGAAGGUCGAGAUAUACCUGAAGCAACGCGAGUUGGCAUUGCAAAUGGAGUGGCAGGCAUGUUCUCAAAUUUAGUUUGUUGUGUGUACUAUGUACCUUUGGAGGUGAUCGGCCAGAGACUAAUGGUACAAGGGCUUCCUGGGACGACCGUCAGCAGUGGACCAUUUGAUACUGUACGUAAAGUGAUAAAGGCUGAAGGGUUCCGUGGUUUGUAUAGAGGCUUUGGAUUGACAGCUGUGACACAGUCCCCAGCAUCUGCACUUUGGUGGGGUGCCUAUGGAGCUGCCCAACAUAUCAUUUGGAGAAGCUUGGGCUACAGAGAUGAGAUGAACAAAAAACCAUCCCAUAUGGAGAUGGUGACAGUUCAGGCAACAGCAGGAAUGGUAGCUGGUGCUUGUUCAUCAGUUAUCACCACUCCCCUUGACACUGUAAAGACCCGACUGCAGGUCAUGGAUAAUUGUGUUGUUGGAAGACCAUCAGUACUCAAGACAAUGAGGACACUCCUCAAGGAAUAUGGAUGGUGGGGCUUCUAUAGAGGGUUUGGACCUCGAUUCUUAAAUAUGUCACUCUAUGGAACAACAAUGAUUGUUACCUAUGAACUGAUAAAGAGAUUAUCCGUGAGGCAAUAAUGAGAUCUUGGGCUGGAGGACGUGCAAGUUGUCUUGUGUUAACCCUGAUGUCGUUUGAACUGCAAGGAAACUGAUUCUGGCAAGUUUCCACUGCAACUUAUUCAAUUUCGAAACCGAGAAAAUGGAGACAACCCUUCAAGUUUUGUAUGACACCAUGGGAAUGCCUGGAAUCUAGCUGUUCUCAAAGACUAAAGAGAGGUCUUUCAGUUAACUUGAAUGUAAUUUUGAUUGGAAGUGCUAUGUUUUAGCAAAUGUUUUGUGCCAUUGAGUUUCCAUUACUUAUUCUUAUUUGGUAAUUCAAUGACCCAACAAGAAGAUCGUGCUACUUGAAACGAUUUUUGUAAAGACUGGUCAUUACACCACGAAUAGAAGUGCAAUUCCGCCACUGAGAUGGCCUCUCUCUUGUGGGUGGGGUGGUUGGCUCUGGAGCCUGGAGCCUGGAGCUACUCAUGCCAACUACAAGAACAUCUUAUCUAUAAAAUAAGAGAAAUGCUACCUUAUACGCAA